Aspergillus caelatus is the source of this 1413-nucleotide messenger RNA. Its product is annotated as transmembrane amino acid transporter protein-domain-containing protein. The coding region runs from base 67 to 1413 and encodes 448 amino acids. Gene Ontology annotation, biological process: amino acid transmembrane transport. Gene Ontology annotation, molecular function: amino acid transmembrane transporter activity. Gene Ontology annotation, cellular component: vacuolar membrane. The transcript is spliced from 5 exons. The record is from RefSeq and is a predicted model, not a curated record. NCBI's taxonomy places the organism in Eukaryota, Fungi, Ascomycota, Eurotiomycetes, Eurotiales, Aspergillaceae.
AGCGUCCCACUUCUACGUUGGGACUCUGAACUCCAUUUUAGCGCUGGUUCGCACAUAUUCCCCACGAUGUUGAAAACCAAAGAAGACCCUAACGAGCUGGCUCCAGUGCCUUCCCAGGCCGGGGAAGUCCGGGAUGUGCCCACCUAUGUUACCGAUGAUGUGUUUGGCGAAGUCACCGAGAAUGGUCCCAACUAUCGUAAUGUAGGAUGGAUAGGAACCGUCGCGCUCAUGAUGAAGUCUCAGAUUGGCCUGGGGGUCCUUUCCAUUCCAACCGCCUUUGAUACACUAGGAAUUGUCCCCGGUAUCGUCUGCCUAUUAGCUAUUGCAGUGAUCACGACCUGGUCGAAUUACAUGAUCGGUGCUUUCAAACUCCGUCAUCGUUCGGUCUUUAGUAUCGACGACGUUGAUUGGAUUUUUGUGUCUGGCUCCGGCAUGCUCAGUCUCUCCAUCGGUCUGAACGCGGUCUCCACGCAUGGGGUAUGUACUGCGGUGUUUGUGGCCGUUGCUGCUAUCCUCGGAUUCAUGUUCUCCAGCAUUCGGACCCUUGGCCAUAUCACUUGGCUGGCGUGGAUUGGGCUUGUGUGCAUUCUGACCGCAAUUCUCAUGGUGACUAUCGCUGUUGGGGUUGAGGAACGGCCCGCGUCUGCACCGAAAGAUGGCGUCUGGGUGUCCGACUUCAAAAUUGUCAACAACCCGGGCUUCAGCGAGGGGAUCACGGCGGUGUCAUCGUUAGUCUUUGCAUACUCGGGCACGCCCGGAUUCUUCAAUAUCGUAUCGGAGAUGCGUGAUCCUCGUCAUUAUACUCGCUCGCUGCUCAUCUGUCAGGCAGGAGUGACCGCGGUUUACAUUACGAUCGGCUGUGUAGUCUACUAUUACUGCGGGUCGUAUGUGGCUUCCCCAGCCCUUGGUUCCGCUGGGCCGACGAUGAAAAAGAUCUCUUACGGCUUUGCCUUGCCGGGGUUGCUAGUCACGACCACCCUGGUCACCCACAUCCCGGCAAAAUACAUCUUUAUCCGCAUCCUCCGCGGUUCCAGACAUCUGACAGCUAACUCGCUGAUCCACUGGGGAACAUGGCUCGGCUGUACCUUUGGAAUCACUCUAAUUGCCUAUGUGAUAGCGAGCGCGAUCCCCGUCUUCAAUAGCCUCGUCUCGCUUAUCGGUGCCUUGCUAGGAACCCUCAUGUCGUUUCAGCCCAUGGGUUGUAUGUGGCUGUAUGACAAUUGGAGCAAAGGUAAACAAGAAAGGUCUCCCCGGUGGAUGUUCAUGGUCUGCUGGAGUGUCUUUGUGGUCGUGAUUGGCACAUUUCUUAUGGUUGCUGGUACCUAUGGAUGCAUUGUGAGUGUCAUUGAUACCUACAAUGCAUCUGGUGGGUCAGCCGCUUGGUCGUGCGCUGACAACUCGAACUCAACAUGA